AUGUGCAUUUUACCCGUGGACUAUUACACAAAAUGCGGAUGUCGAUAUCCUAAUAAUGAGCAGAUUGCUUAUUGUGCCGAACGGACACGAACAAUCAUUAAGGGGAGGCGGCCAAGGAACUGGUUAGGUGGCUUUUUGAAGGAUACUAAGAAAGAAUCGUCAUGUGUUCUAAAGGAAGACGAUGAUGCUAUUGCUGAAUUCUGCAAAGAAUGCACUUCACGUGGACCAUUGUUUAUGAAAUACAAGAAAAGUGAGUGGGCUCGCCAAAAGAUGGUAUUAGACCAUACCCAUUCUCCUUUCUAUGAUUAUGUUGAUAAUAAUUGGUUUCCUGCUAACGGCAUUAGUUCAAGAGAAAGAAAGUCUCAUUUCUGGCGCUGCUCACGAUGUACAGCUGCUGAUUUGAAGCCGCAUCCGAUGGAAAAGGCUAAGAAUAACCAUGAGCUAUGCUGCAACUGGAGUGAUGCUUUACGGGAAUGGAACAGGUAUAGAGGGUACGCAGAGUCUCCAGAGAGAAGCCCGAUUAUAAGUCCGCCUGUACCUCCACGUCCUAAGGAAAGAUUGGAGGUUGCCAACCUUCCAACGUAUGCAGACUGGAAACCGCUACCGUCACCCACUCAUAAUUCCAAGCCAUCGAGCAGACCAAUACACAAACCACGGAUUGAGCAAAGACAACAGCGUCGCUACCUUGGUGCGAUCCGGCCGCUCAAUGACUACGAAGAUCAGCAAACUAGAACGCUAGAACAAGGUCAUGCAGCGAAAUAUCGACCGCGACCUAGCACCGCAAACCAGAGCCACUUAGAGACAUUUGCAACGGCAAACAUGUACGAGAGGCUGAAUACCACAGUACUGCCUCAACGACCUAUAACAUCUCGCGAGAGUCAUUCGGGGUCGACUUUGUUAAGAGUACCACCAAACACGCCCGAGAGAUUGAACUCAGGACCAUCCGUGCCUUCACAUAGAAUCGCAAAGCCAGUUCAACGUCCCAUUCCUGACAUCCUCAGACCAGGGUAUGGAGGCAAAGAUCGGCAACACUCCUCAAGGAUCCAAGGACAUGAAACUUCUUCAUCUUCUUUCAUUUCAAUAAACGAUCAAGAAGUCGUUCAGCAAGCCGCUCUUGGUAUGGAGCGCGUUAGCCAAGCGAGACAAGAGUCCGAAUUCGAGCGGCGCAACAGAUUUCGACGAGAACUGCGCAUUCGAGGGGAACGUCUCGGUGGAGAGGAACGUGGUAGAUAUUAG
Glarea lozoyensis ATCC 20868 is the source of this 1236-nucleotide messenger RNA. RefSeq lists its product as uncharacterized. NCBI's taxonomy places the organism in Eukaryota, Fungi, Ascomycota, Leotiomycetes, Helotiales, Helotiaceae. The record is from RefSeq and is a predicted model, not a curated record. The transcript has a single exon. The coding region runs from base 1 to 1236 and encodes 411 amino acids.